AUGACAAAACGAAUGAACGGUCUUCGAAAGAAGUGGAAGGAUGCAACCGUCAAGGUGCUGUACAAGAACGGUGACCGGUCCAACUGUAACAACUACAGGGGGAUUUCGCUCCUAUCUCACGUAGGCAAGGUUCCCAUCAAAAUCAUCAACCGUCUAAGCGCCUUCUGCGAAGCCAACAACAUCCUCCCGGAGGAACAGUGCGGAUUUCGACCCGGGCGAUCCACCGUCGAAAUGCUGUUCGUCGUGCGCCGCCUCCAGGAGCUGGGGCGGAGAAAAUAA
Messenger RNA from Ectocarpus sp. CCAP 1310/34, 279 nucleotides. NCBI's taxonomy places the organism in Eukaryota, Phaeophyceae, Ectocarpales, Ectocarpaceae. The record is from the annotation of a GenBank genome assembly.